CUCUACCCGUCAUCCGCCCAGCUGAGUCCCUACGGUUCGACUCCCGCUUCCGUGUCCCCUUCGUGCGGCCAAAACCAGAGCCACCUCGCGUCCUGCGCCUCGACCACCGCGUCGGCGUCCGCCAAGAACUACCACUGCAGCGUGCAAGCCAUGAGCCUCUACGCCGGCGAGAGGUCGUCCGACCACAGCCACAGCGCCAUCGGGUCGGGCCACCCAACGGGAGGAGCAGUGGACGAAUCGCUAGGUGUUGGCGGUGCCUCGGGGUCGCUAGCCAGCACCCUGGGACUGCUGGGACAAGCGUCCGAGCAGGGCAUGGGCGGCAACUCGGCGAAUUCCCAACUGCAACAAAUGCAGCGAGCUGGAUUAGGAGGAGGAAUCGGAGGAGGAGGAGGAGGGCAUCACUAUUCCGUUGCCGCCACCGGUCGGCCACCCACAUCGGGACCUGCAACGGCAGCUGCCGCCGCAGCCGCCGCCCGCUGGUACCUGGGGCAGGCUGCUGCCGCCACGGGAGAUCUGCCCCAGCUGCCCGGGCAGUCGUACGCGGGGCAGGGGCAGGCGGCCGCGGCUGCUGCGGCUGCUGCCGCGGCCGCGUUCGCCCUGGACGCCGCCGCCGCGUCGCGCAUGGUUCUGCACGACGGAGCGAACGCGGUGGGAGGUGUCGGUGUCGGUGUCGGUGGCGGUGGCGGUGGUGGUGGCGUCGUUUCGAGUGGCGGGGCAACUGGUUGCCAGAUGUCGCCCUUCCGCCUGGCGCCGCCGCUCUACGGCUCGGCGGGGAGCCACUACGGCGGGUACGACUGCGGGAAGUACUGA
Molecule: messenger RNA, 810 nt
Organism: Lethenteron reissneri (Far Eastern brook lamprey)
Lineage: Eukaryota; Metazoa; Chordata; Hyperoartia; Petromyzontiformes; Petromyzontidae
Product: elastin-like
Source: RefSeq, a predicted model, not a curated record